Molecule: messenger RNA, 675 nt
Organism: Kwoniella botswanensis
Lineage: Eukaryota; Fungi; Basidiomycota; Tremellomycetes; Tremellales; Cryptococcaceae
Exons: 6
Coding region: 1-675 (224 amino acids)
Cellular component (GO): peroxisomal membrane
Source: RefSeq, a predicted model, not a curated record
AUGUCUGCCAUCCAGCAGUUCAUCCUGAACCCUGCUAAUCAGGAGUUACUGGCCGUGUUGAAAGGUGCCAGAAAUGGUUUAGUAUAUGGAGUGAAGAUCCGAUUCCCACAUGCUCUGGUAAUGACCUUAUUAUUCUCUCAUAAACCAUGGCCAGCCAAGAUCAAAGGUAUAUUCACAGCUACGAGAACUCAUGCCUUGAACCUGUGCAAGUUCGUAACGAUAUACAAGACAUUAUUGUUGUUGCAGAAAAAGCUUAAUGGGGGUAAAGAAAGAGAUUUGGAUACGUUCUUUGCGGGUGGGUUGGGUGGUUGGUUAGUUUUCGGGGAGAGAACACCAAUAAACGAGCAGAUCGUACUCUACGUAAUGUCCCGAGUCCUCUUAUCCCUCUUACCUCGACUUUACACCAAUUCAUCAGUCCAACAACCCUCAACUCCCAUUUCACCCUUGAAACACCCACUCCCGUCGCUCACAUCCCCUCAGGCUAAUCCCAAACCCAUCCCACCCUCUCAACUGCCCUUCGCAAUUGUAAGUGCGUUAUCAUGGGCGGGGGUCAUGUACAUGUUUAGACAUAGAGGGGAGAGAAUCCAACCUGGUAUGGGCAAUAGUAUGCGAUACCUAUACCACGAUUCGGAAGCUUGGACCGGUCUCAAGACGCUAUUAUGGCAUAACAAGUAA